Musca domestica (house fly) is the source of this 1172-nucleotide messenger RNA. Its product is annotated as larval cuticle protein A2B. The transcript has 3 exons. The record is from RefSeq and is a predicted model, not a curated record. NCBI's taxonomy places the organism in Eukaryota, Metazoa, Arthropoda, Insecta, Diptera, Muscidae. Gene Ontology annotation, cellular component: extracellular matrix. Bases 146 to 649 code for a protein of 167 amino acids.
CAUGUGAACCAUGGCAGAAAGUAAAAUUUCUGUGCGGUAUAAAAGCGAUUGCUGACUCCAGUUAGAAUCACACACGGCAUUCUGCACUUUAACGGAUUAAAACGGUUAAACGAGAAAAACGCUUCCACACAAAAAUACAUACAAAAUGGUUCAAAAGUUGAUCGUUCUUAGCACUCUGUUGGCUGUGGCCUCAGCUGUUGUCAUUCCCGCUCCUGCCUAUCCAGCCUAUGCCCAUGGACCUGCAUAUCCAGCCUAUCAUGGACCCGCCGUCUUACCUGCAGUAGCCAAGUUGGCUGUGGCCAAAGUUGCCGCCCCUGAGCCAUACGAUCCCAAUCCCCAAUACAGCUACAGUUAUGAUGUUCAUGAUGCCUCUACCGGUGAUAUUAAGAGCCAACAAGAAACACGUAACGGCGAUGCUGUCCAAGGUGCCUAUUCUCUGAUUGAACCCGAUGGCACCCGUCGCUUGGUGGAAUACACCUCGGAUCCUGUCCAUGGUUUCAAUGCUGUGGUCCAUCGUGAACCUGCUGCCGUUAAAGUAGCUCCCGUAGCUAAGGUCUUGGCCCCAGCUCCUCUUUUACAUGCUCCAGUUGUUGCCAAAGCUGUACUCCCUGCCUAUCAUGGCAUUCCUGCCUAUCCCGCCUAUCAUUAAGGCGUUUUGAGAACAUUUUCAAAACCCCAAACCCAUGUUGACGGACUUGGCUACUGUGCCCAUUGAACCACACGAAACAACAAUCAUCACACACACCCACACCAAGCAUUGAGAGCUCAUGCGAAUCCCUGCCGAAAACCCUAAGCCACCAUCACAUGGAGGCCCACUCAUCUCGCCAGGAUUCUGUGUACGUUCUCAUUGUUAUAGUCAUCACCAAAACGAAUAACUGCAUGUUGAGAGAUCGGAACGAGGUUCUGGUUUUCCGUUGCAGUUAUUUUUGUUUUAUCCACGAAUUUAUUCAUCAUUUUCUUUUGCGAUGCUUGAUUUUUUGACGCCCGCCUCAGAACUUCUGUUCGGGCUCUUCUUCGUGUCUCGCAUUGCAAAUAGUUUUUAAGGCUGUUUGACCGCGAUAAAGUUGUUUAAUUACGUAAUACAUCUACCUAUGUAAAUAUUUAAUUUAAUUUUAAUAAUUUUAUAAUUGAUAAAUAAAAAUCGAGGGAGUAUUUUUAUUAAGACCCAUGAA